GAACCAUUGACGAGGAGACAAUGUUCCGCACGGGCUUUUUCAUGGCGCGGUCGAGAUGUUUGUUUUCCUUACCAUUUUAUUUGUCUUGGUGGCUUACGCUGUCUUUAUAAAGUUUGUGUAUUACAGACAGAGUCGGUCAUGGCCACACGUAUUGAAUAAAAUAUCCACCCCUUUAUACACAGUCGGAAACUCGAGGUUUUGCCCAGCGCAGGAGAGGUCCGGCGCGCUCUUUCCAAAUUCAGAGGAUGAGAAUCCGCGCGAGACUCGAGCUCUGUUAGUCACUGCACAUCCAGAUGAUGAAUGCAUGUUCUUUGCACCUACAGUCUUAAAGCUAGUUGAAUCACGAGCAGCCGUGUAUUUGUUAUGUUUGUCAACAGGCAAUUACAACAAUCAAGGACUGCAGCGCAAAAAGGAACUGCUGGACAGCUGUGCGGUUCUGGGAAUCCCAGCCAACCAUGUCUCCAUCAUAGAUGACAAAGAGCUUCCAGAUGAUCCAGCUAUACAGUGGAGCACUGCACUGAUCUCUUCCCUGAUCCUCAAACACAUCCAAAACUACGCCAUCGGUCUGGUUUUGACGUUUGAUGGCAGAGGUGUGAGUGGACAUGCCAAUCAUAUUGCCAUCUACAAGACCCUCAGUCAUCUAGCUUCUGCUGGACGUAUACAUGAAGGUUGCCAGAUCUUCUCGCUUCAAUCUAUUAGCAUCAUCAGGAAGUACCUGUCUGUCUUAGAGCUGCCGGUCAGCUGGCUCCUCCCCUCUGAUUUCUGCUGUGUCAUUGGACGAGAGGACUAUAAACGUGCCAAGAAAGCCAUGUUCUGUCAUCGCUCUCAGCUGCUGUGGUUUCGCCGGCUCUACAUAUUCUUCUCACGCUACAUGUUUGUAAACACAUUCCAGGCCAUCACAACGGAAACCAAGAAUGUGAAGAUUUAUUAG
This is a messenger RNA of Danio aesculapii, 931 nucleotides long. It is a transcript of the gene pigl, whose product is annotated as phosphatidylinositol glycan anchor biosynthesis, class L. Gene Ontology annotation, molecular function: N-acetylglucosaminylphosphatidylinositol deacetylase activity. Gene Ontology annotation, biological process: GPI anchor biosynthetic process. Gene Ontology annotation, cellular component: endoplasmic reticulum. NCBI's taxonomy places the organism in Eukaryota, Metazoa, Chordata, Actinopteri, Cypriniformes, Danionidae. The record is from RefSeq and is a predicted model, not a curated record. The transcript has 7 exons. Bases 56 to 931 code for a protein of 291 amino acids.